Messenger RNA from Oncorhynchus mykiss (rainbow trout), 5747 nucleotides. RefSeq names its product rho family-interacting cell polarization regulator 2. Lineage: Eukaryota; Metazoa; Chordata; Actinopteri; Salmoniformes; Salmonidae. The record is from RefSeq and is a predicted model, not a curated record.
AUCACAGUGUUCUCACUAGACUCCCUGGUAGCGCCAGAACUGGCUGUAAACAAGCUGACCGACCAGCCAGUCAGUCAGUCUGACUCGGAGAUCCAUAUCAGCUUCAUAUCCUAGCAGGUAGCUUUUCCAGCACCAGAGACUGCCAGGGACAGGCUCUGAAACGGUCCACUACAUCCCAGGGAUGAGCUCCUGUCUCUGGGAUGAGGCAGCGUGGAGCACCGGGUGAUGGUGAAUGACUAGGACCACGGCACACUGCUGGCACCAGGCCAUGGAACUGUCUAGACGGCUGCACUGGAUCCGCAACCGGCCCUGGAGGGCCCGGGCCCGCCGCAGGGAGUUCAGCAGAGUGUCAUCCCGCGUCCCAGAGAUCAUGGCGGCCGGAACGCACUCCCCUGGGGGACCCAAUGGGAUCAUCCGGAGCCAAUCCUUCGCCGGCUUCAGCACACUGCAGGAGAGACGCUCGCGGUGUAACUCGUUCAUGGGGAACUCCGCAGUGCAGAAGAAACCCACGCCCAAGAAGCCCCAUCUGUCAGGGCACAAGGCCAGCAGCGGCUCCAGGGAGCCCCAGCCCGAGAGGGUGGAGGAGGUGUAUGGGGCCCUUAAACAAGGCUUGGAUGAGUAUCUGGAGGUGCACCAGACAGGGCUGGACAAACUCACCUCUCUGAUGAAGGACAUGAAGAGGAACUCCAGACUGGUGAGACAGGAUGGAGUCCUGUAUGACCUUGACAAGCAAAUCAAAACCAUCGAGAGGUACAUGAGGCGGUUGGAGUUUCACAUGAGCAAGGUGGAUGAGCUGUAUGAGGCAUUCUGUAUCCAGCGCAGGCUGAGGGAGGGAGCCAGUAAGAUGAAGCAGGCCUUCUCUGCAUCUCCCUCCACCAAGGCCACCAGAGAGAGCAUGUCAGAGGUCAACCGCAGAUACAAGGAGUACACAGAGAAUAUGAGCACGUUAGAGGGGGAGCUGGAGAACAUGCUGGGGGAGUUCCAUAUCAAAAUGAAAGGUCUUGCUGGUUUUGCUCGUCUCUGUCCAGGAGACCAGUAUGAGAUCUUCAUGCGGUAUGGGCGUCAGCGCUGGAAGCUGAAGGGGAAGAUAGAGGUGAACUCCAGACAGAGUUGGGACGGAGAGGAGAUGAUCUUCACGCCCCUCAUCACAGACCUCAUCAACAUCAAGGUGACGGAGCUAAAGGGCCUGGCCACUCACAUCCUGGUGGGCAGUGUGAUCUGUGAGACCAAGGAUCUGUUCACGGCCAUGCCUCAGGUGGUGGCUGUAGACGUUAAUGACCUGGGAACCAUCAAACUCAACCUGGAGGUCACAUGGUUUCCAUUCGAUGUGGAAGACCUGACCCUGUCUUCAGGCAACGUGAGCAAGGCCACCGCCCUGCAGAGACGGGUGUCUAUCUACAGCCAGGGCACUCCAGAGACACCCACCUUCCAGGACCAGUCCUUCUUUAAGUGGCACCCCUCCCCAACCCAGCAUCGCCUGUCCCCGACCCUGCAUCGCCUGUCCCCGACCCAGCAUCGCCUGUCCCCGACCCAGCAUCGCCUGUCCCCGACCCAGCAUCGCCUGUCCUUCCUCCACGGUCUGAGGAACUCCCUGUUAGAGAAGCUGAGACGCAGUCGCUCCUUUGGCGACCUGGUCUCCCUCCAACCCAGGCCCAAGUCCAGCCUGGAGGGUUAUGUGACUGAGUCCACCCUCCCUGAUGACGUCUUUGAGAACGGUGGGUGUGGUAACACCGAGUGCAAGCGCCUCUCCUUCACCUUCUCCGAUACUUCAGUCUCCUCCCCCAGCCUCGCCCCCGGUCAGUCCAACCCCGAAAUCACCGUCACGCCCCCUGAGACCUGCCCCCAGCCCCAAAUCCCCAACGUUGAAGUCCCUGUUCGAAUACAUGCAGAUGUAGUGGAAGAGGCAGAGGAAGGUGAGGAGGAAGAGGAGAGUCGCAGUAGCAGCGGCAGCGUGAGUACCAGCCUGGUCAGCGAGGAGGCGGAGUCAGAGUGGGAGAGGGCGGAGUCCCAGUGUAACGGAGGAUCCGUCUCUCUCUGCUCGGUCGCUCCCGGGGGGGUGUGUCCGGACCUCGCUGGGCCGGACAGGGAUGGUGAUGAAGAUGACAGCUCGGAGCUACUGAAGCCCGUAGAACUUGACACUGAAGAACCAGGCAGCUUGACCAGGCAACUGGUGAGGAGACUGACAUCGUCUGACAUUCUGCCCGAGGCGGGGGUUCUGAGCUGGGCUGGGGAGGGGAGCCGGGCCUUCCUGGAGAGCAACCUGGAAGAAACCCUGCAGAAUCUGCUACUGAGGCUAGAGUCACUGGGACAACGCUGUAGAGAGCUACAGGACCUGGAACAGGAAGUGAUGCGCCUGGAGGACCUACUCAAGUGCCGUCUCCCGGGCCACAGGAGCAGGUCGUCCAGCCUCACUCUGAUGGUUGAGAGCGCCCUGGAGAGCUUUGACUUCCUCAACACCUCCGACUUUGACGACGAUGACACGGGUGAUGACCACGCCCUCCAGCGCUCCGUGUUCUUUGACAUGGAGGCGGACAGUAUCGGACCUGGGGACCCGCACCCAGAGGUCAGGGGUCACCUGAGUGAAGCCCUGACGGAGGACACCGGGGUGGGCAACAGUGUGGCCGGCAGCCCCCUGCCUCUCACUACGGGCAACGAGAACCUGGACGUGGCCAUCGUCAUUCACCUGCAGUACUGCGACCAUCUCAUCCAGCUCCUGUCCAGUGGGGGGAGCCCUUGGCAGCGUCGAGCCCAGCUCCAGAAGCUCUCAGCUCAGACUCAGCUGCUAGAGGAACUGGGAGAGAUCAGCACAGAAUGCCUGGGGAGCAUCACCUCUGCUGCUGACGUGCUCCCAGGGCUGUCGGAGCGGCCUGCUCAGAUGGCUCUGUGGUCGGAGUGUAGUGGUUCUGGUGCACUGUUCCACGCUACGCUGGACCGGGUGCUCAAACACAUGCACCACUGCUACACUCGCCCACUGCAGGAGAGACACCCGCACACCGCAGCUGACACAGUGAUCCGGCUGGUGGUGAGUGAGAUGGUGGACAGGAGUGAUCUGGCCUCCUCCCCUACAUGCCACCCCCCUUCGGCCCUGUCCCAGGACGUGGGCCCCCCUUCGGCCCUGUCCCAGGAAGUGGUCCCCCCUUUGGCCCGGUCCCAGGACAUGGUCACAGUGUUUCAGUUCCACAGCUACGUCUCAGAGCACAGCGUGGAGGACAUGGAGGAACACCUAUUGCAGGUGGCCAGAGAAGCUGUGUUUGCGGAGGGCCUGAGCUGUGGCGACUCGGAGCGUUGUCUAAAGGAACUGGAUGAGGUCUCACACACCGGCCUGUGUCCCCGGCAGCAGACCCUCAGGGCGCUGGCUUCCCUCCUCUCCCACCAAGACCCCCAGCUCAGCGAGGCUGCAGCUGCCUACAUCACCUCUGCUUCCUCACACACACCCUUCAGGUCAAAGGCGGUGGAUUGCUACACACAGGCCUUGUGGGAGGCUGGAGUUCAAACCCAAAGGUCUGCCUGUGCAGCUCUUAGCUGUCUACAGGCAGUAGAGAGCCUCCGGGCGGUGGUAUCACUGUGCGACUCGGCAGACGAGGAGCUUCGCCAUGUUGCCAGAGAAACCCUGCUCACUUUCGGUGAAGAGGGCCGCCUGGCGUAUGAGCAGCUGGACACGAUGCCCCGAGAGAUGGUACGACUGGGGACGCGGCGAGGGAACGCCGUCACCACCGCCUUCUGAAAGCACAGGACUAACUAAAUGAACCUAGGAGCCUCACAUCCACAGGAGGGGGACGACCCCCCCUAGAACAACCCCCCGCUGCGCCUGUGCUUUGAGCCAUGCAGACUGGACAUGCGUUUAAAUGGACACAGCUAGGGGGAGUGGCCGCAUCAAUGCAGAGGAGCCCAACUAAACAUGGAAGGGCCACGUCUCAUCCUUAUCAACAGACUGGUGUAAAUCCUAACUGUCCAUUCUCUGACCACCACUAUUAAACCAUCUCUCACUGCACAGACAGAGCAUCUCUACCAUCACAACUUAUUAUGUUUAUCACGGCUGUGUUUGAUAUAUGAUAUCCUUAUAUAACUGCUAUUCAUUUGUUUUAGGAGGUGACGUUCAUUAGACAAAAGGUUAUUUGCGCUUUUCAAAUUACACUGUGUCAGACAUGUAAAUAUAAUAGCAUUAUACUCUGAACUGGAUUUAUUUGGUCUUAUGUACUGUUGAGAUUCAGGGAUUUUACAGACCGUUUGAACACUUUCUGUCAGAGGGUGCCAUGGAAGAUAAUUUAGGGGACUAAUGACAGUCAAAUCGCUCGGAAGGAGGUAGUUAAAAGCAACGCUCGCAAGUCCUCGUCAACAUGCAUAAAGAAGGAAGUCUUUCCCUAGAUAGCAGUUACCAGUAAGCAAUGUUCUCACUCCAACAUGCACAACAUGAAGAGAGAGUCAUACUUGGACUGCCUUUCAAACGAAGUUCUCUACUCACACAUGCCUGGGAUCUACAUUCAGAGUUUGAAUGUCUGCUUGCUGGGAACUGAUGAGAUUUGAUCAUGAUUUAUUUCAUUGGAAGCAGGUACGACUGGACUCGAGGAGUGAGUGUGAGUUAGGGAUAGUUAGUAUGAAAGGAGAAUGCACUUUCUCCACAACUGUACAGUGCAGAACCACGGGCCUGUCUAAGGGGAUGAUGCUUCGAAUCGGCAAGGACUGAGGCUAUAGCGCUCUGCCUAGCUUUUUAUGCCAGUUGUAUCUAUACUACUGAGUCCGGUGCUUCUUCAGCAUGACAACAGUGUUUUUCUCAACUUAAUUUAUUUACACCACAUUUGUGAUUCUAAUAUUUAAUUUUCAUUUACUUUUGAGUAAGAGGGCAGAAUGCAGAUACUAUUUCACAUGUAAAAGUUGUAUAUUUGGUGUUUUUCUUGCUCAUGUUUGAUUUUUUAAAGUUUCAUUAAAAAAAGGACUCAUUAACAUGGGAAUGAUCUUGCUUACAUAAAAUGUUACUGGAAAUAUAUUUUUCCACUCUUUUAAAUGUAUUUGUACAUUAAGUAAGAUGGAUGGCUGGUAUUAUUUGGAGGAUUUACCAACAUAAUCAGAGAGCGUUUCCCACGCUACUUUAUUACGCGAGGAAAGCCUAAAAAUGAACAUUUAUUCUGAAGAUAUCUUUAACCUGGCCACUACACCCAGGCUCACCUACAAAGAACAACCAUAAACAACCAUCAGAAUUAUCAUCUUAAUCCUGUGACAUGAGAUCGGCUUCUAACCGCACUGUCCUAAAGCCAUAACGAUACGAAAAGGUGUGUUUUAGGCGGUAAUAUGUGAAAUAAUAUUUGUUCUUUUGUAUAUUAAAGCUUUAAAACGUGUGAAAGUUGUCACUAAAACUGAAGAUGGCUUUGAGUUUGGCCUGGCGUAUGUUGAUCAUGGUCUUUAUUUUGAGUAACAAUGUGCCUCUUUCUCCCAUGACGUGAAUAGUGUUACAGUAUUUUGGUAUGAUACUCGUCACUUCAACAACUCCUCUAAUUAAUGGUUUUUUUUCUUUCUCCAUGAUGCAGCGGUCUCCAUCUUUCUUUGUGCUAAAAGUAACCCGUGAUGAAUUAAUGUUGCCUCUAUUCAACUCCCAAGUCAGACUGAACAUGUAGACAGAAUGAUGAAACGUUAUGACAUUGAUCAUAUUUCAUGUAAAUACACAGUGAGGACAUGUUACAUUGCUCCAGUACUGACUGCAUUCAUUUCCCCCCUGCUCAAUGAAAGUGGCAAUAAAGUUUAUUUUUGCAUAA